UCCGUCACCUCGUAGCGGAGAUUUUCACGUAUUUUAGCGCGUCGGAAGCAGAGAACGAGUUGUUGUUUUUAAGAAAACAACAAGGCUGUAGCUUUUUGAGUGCCUUGCCGCAAUUCCGAAGAGGUGUGUUGUGUUUCUAAAUGACACUCGGAUCAGGAGUUACUGAGGAGGAAAAGUCGAAUCUGUGAAUAUCAGCCACGUCCGUCUCUUUUCCAGGGAGGCAAGGCCACUGUAAACAAACACGGGACCGGAAGCAUGCAUGGUUUUAUUGUGAAAGUCUCGACCGGAAGUAAUCUGCUGCCUGCGUCCAGCAGCUUGAGGCCGUUUUGGGAUCCAUGCAGGCUGAAGGGGAAAACUGUAGGAUUUGGGCCUCAUCUGGGAAACGGGUCGUUUAGAACCGGACCGAGAGAACCCCUCGUGGAACCUGGACCGGAACACCGCAAGACCGAGACCACACCGUUUCUGGGUCCCCCGCUGCGGAUUGAAGCCUCUCUGGACCAGCUAUGGAUCAGCUGUCAGACGACGAGGUGGAGGUAAGGGGCGAGGAAGUUGCGGAGGAAGACAGUGAUAAGGAGGACCAGGACCUGGAUAAGAUGUUUGGAGCUUGGCUGGGAGAGCUCAACAAACUCACUCAGAGUCUGGACGAUGGUCGCACAGAAUGCCCUCAACAGAAUCGAGCCCCCCUCAGAAGAGAGACCAACAUGGCCAACUUCUACAGGUUCUCCAUCUACAAUAUUAAUGAGGCUCUGAAUCAGGGAGAGAAUGUGGACCUGGAUUCGUUGAUGGCUGAUUUGUCCUCCAUUGAGCAGGAGCUCAGCACCAUCAGCACUAAUUCUAGCAGCAUGACUCAAUUAGGACCAACUGACUCCAAGGUCAGCCAGAAGUCUCCAGCUGGGUGCAGCAGCAGGACACAGGCAGUAAAGGGCUCUGAUGGAGGUGGAGGCACUAGCAGGUCCAGUAGCAUCAGCAGCACCAGAGCAUCUCCGGCUGGUACCAUCAGAACCCCUAGUGGACAACAGGGAAGGCACCCGCUGGCUUCUAACUGCAGCCUGGAUGACAUCACUGCUCAGCUAGAGAAGGCCUCUCUUAGUAUGGACAAAGCUGCUCGUCAGCGCCCCUCCCACUCUCUUAGCUCCACCUCCUCUUUCACAUCAGCCUCAGUGCGACAGCCAGGAUCGUCUCAGCGCCAACACAGACGCACUGGAUCGGUGGGCACGGUCAGCGAACAUGAGGUGUGCUCUAUCAUCCACUCCACCAGAACUUCUGUCAGCUCUGCUUCUGGUGUUUCUGUUAACUCUGCCUGCUCCAUGGACUCCCUAGACAGCGUCCUCCGCUCUUAUGCUGAUGGGCUGCAAACCUCAGGUCAAGGAGCCAAUCAGACUCAUCACAAUACAGAGCACUCCUAUCUGGACAACGAGACCUCUCUGAUUCUAAGGAACAUUGCAGGAAAACCUUCUCACCUGUUGACCAAGGAGGAGCAAGCCGCAAAGAUGAAGGCAGAGAAGAUCAGAGUGGCCUUAGAAAAGAUCAAGGAGGCCCAGGUGAAGAAGCUGGUAAUUCGAGUUCAUUUGUCUGAUGAGAGCUCCAAAACCAUGAUGGUGGAUGAAAGACAGACAGUCCGGCAGGUUCUGGACAGUCUUCUGGACAAGUCUCACUGUGGCUACAGUCCAGACUGGUCCCUGGUGGAAACCAUCAGUGAGCUGCAAAUGGAGCGUAUCUAUGAGGACCAUGAGAACCUAGUGGAGAACCUGCUGAACUGGACCAGAGACAGCCACAAUCGUCUGAUGUUCACAGAGCGUACAGAGAAGUACGCUGUGUUUAAAAACCCCCAGAACUAUCUCCUGGGAAGGAAGGACACUUGUGAGAUGUCUGAGAGGAACAAAGAGGCUCUAUUAGAGGAGUGCUUUGGAGGCAGCUCAGUGUCCGUCCCUGAGAUGGAAGGAGUCCUGUGGCUGAAGGAGGACAGCAAGAAGUCCUGGAAGAAGCGCUACUUUCUACUCAGGGCGUCUGGUAUCUACUAUGUCCCUAAGAGCAAGGGCAAGGCCUCCAGAGACCUGGUUUGUUUCCUCCAGCUGGAUCAUGUUAACGUGUACCUGGGUCAGGAUUACAAGGACAAAUACAAGGCUCCUACAGACCACUGCAUGGUGCUGAAGUACCCUCAGAUACAGAAGAAGUCCCAGUACAUUAAGUAUCUGUGUUGUGACGACCUCAGAACACUCCAGCAGUGGAUCAACAGCAUUCGUAUUGCUAAGUACGGGAAGCAGCUGUAUAUCAACUUCCAGGAUGCAAUGAAGAGGGCAGAGGCAACCGACGACUGGUCCUCCCUCUCUUCCACCUCCAUCAAGUCAGCAUCCAGCUCCUCCAGCCUUCCAGAGUCCCAGUCCUGCCAGUCAGAUAGUGGAGUCUCUGAGAUGACGUCAUCAGGACACAUCCGCUCCCAGAGAGCGGUUAGCUCCACCUUCUCAGAAGCUUGGAGGAAAGGAACACAGGGAGAGAUGAUGAAGAUUGACCCAAUUAGUCGGCCCAUCCAUGUCCAGAUACCCACACUGUCCCCUCAGCCCCAGCCCCAGACUCGGCCCUUCCACACCAGCUACAUGGAUGGUCUGGUUCCCUUGGAAGACUCCUCUCCAUCUUCACCUUCACCCCCCCGUUCUUCCACCCCAGUGACAACAAUGCCCCCCUCCUCAACUCUGAGCUACAGCACUCUGGCUCAGCUACAGGACCAGAACCAGUCCAAGACACAGGAAUCGGGAGGGGCAGGUCAGAAGCAAUAUGCCACCCAGCCAGUGCCAGCUUCUAGCUCAGCCAUGGUCUCACAGAAGUUCAGAACACCAAGUCCCACUGCUCUGCCAUCACCGCCUCCACUGGAGGAGGAGGUGCUUCUCCCACCUCCUCCUCCAGAGAGCCCUGAAGCCAAUGGGCUUCUGCCUCAUCCUCCCUCUCCAAACUCACUCCUUAACGUGCACCCUCAGCUCUCCAACGCCGGCCUCCAGCAGUUCCUGGCUGAGAAGUUUCCCAACAUGGUGUAUGAUUUUAGCCCAGCAGGACCCAAUGAUGAUUCCCUCCCACUUCCUCCCCCUCCCACUGAUUUAUCUCCCCCUGCCUCUCUUCAACCUCUGUCUCCUAAUGCAUCUUCACCUGCUGCUCCUAAAACCUUCAUUGGUAGCUUUCCCCCACAAACUGCCCCCAAGCUAUCAGGCCCCUCCUCCCUCCCCUUUGCCCUGUCCCCCAUGUCCCCCACUCAGCCCCCCUUGGGACAUGGACACAUGAAAAAGCAGCAGAGCUUCUCAACUGGACACUCACCAAAUCAACCUCCCCCCACGCUGCCCAAGCAGCACAGCCUCUCCUCCAGGAACCUCUCCGUCUCCCCCACAUCCUCUUCACCUGUCUCCUUUACAGCUGCUACCUCUUCUUUGGUCAAAAAGAUUGUCAAUCAGUUUCCAGGGAGCUCCUCCUCUCAGUCUGCUUCAUCUGCUCCUCAGUCACCCCCUGCGGUUAAGGUUAAACCAAAGUGGCAGCCAGGUACUGUCAUGCCUUUGCAGUCUCCAGAGUUCCCUCCACCCCCUCCUGAGGAAUCCCUUGGAGAUUUUCCUUCUCCUCCUUCAUCCUCUUCCUCUAAGACAGGUUCCCCUAUAAAGAAGUCCCCCUCCAGCCUAUCCACAGGAUCCACCAAGUGGGGGCCCCCACUGACACCACAGAAAGCCUCCUACAUCAGAGACAUCCAGGAUGAAAAGCCUAAGAAGGUGGAAAGCCUGCUCAGUAAGUUUGGCCAACCUCCUCAGACAGGAACCUCAUCAAGUUCCUCCUCUGCAACCGGCUCUCCUUCGAAAGACUCCACGCUCCCGGCUCCUCUACCAAAACCAGGAAAACUGAACUUAGCCAAUCUGCCUCUGGUGUUGCAGGGCCUGCAGACAAGCCAGUCAGUGCCCCCCCCACCCCCUCCUCAUCCUCGACUUGACUCGUCAUGUGACUUCUUCCCUCCUCCUCCUAGUGAAUUGGAACUCCUACCUCCUCCACCCGCCCCCUCAGAGUUUCAUCACCCUCCAAAGGUUGCCAUUGUGAAUCCUCAGCCUCAAAUGCUGCCGCCUCCACUGUCAGCAUCCUCCUUACCGUUGUCACGGAAACAAGGCUUGCUGAAAAAGGGGGCAAUUCCUUCACCAGUUGUAAACCAAUGGACCAGCAACGUGCCCCAGUAUGAUAACACAAUCUCACUGCCCCUCUCACCUCCACCUAUGUCCCAAACCCCACCUCCCUCCUUCUCCUCCACUGCUCCCCCCACCUCUCCUAAAUCACCAAAUCCAGCCUGUUUGGCAUUCAAGCCUCACUUUUUGGAAGACCUGAACCGCACCCUGAAGAGGAAGUCAGUGCUGCGUCAUGGCUCACUGACCUCUUCCUCUAAGAUGGAACCUGUUGGCACAAUGGACGACAUGGCACUCACCCCACCUCCUCCCCCCGAGCUUCUGCAGCAGCAGCAGCAAGGUCUCAGAGGUCAAUCUCACACGUUGUCACGCCACCAUCGUUCCCAUUCCGCUAAACACGGCAACAUCUCAGGCUAUGCAACUUUGCGGCGAGGCCCACCUCCAGCUCCUCCCAAGCGAGACCAAAGCACCAAACUGACCAGUGAGUGGUAGGAAAUGGAAGAACAGAGCUGACCAAUCAGGCCCACUCAUUUAUGCUGAAGAAAGUUCCUUUUUCCUGAGACUUAACGCUGUCCCGGAUUCCACGUUGCAGACGUUUCUGACUCUAAUCUCUUACUUGUUAUAAAACAAGCCCAACUCACCCGUUAGAUACGUGUUUAAAAAGCAAAUGCCGCCAAAACAACAAGCUACUCAAACAGCAUCAGACUGUUCAAGUGGAAGUGGUCUGGCAUGUAUGGGAGCUUCGUUAGAUCAUAAUCUGUACAGAUCACAUAUAGUGAUGGGGGGGGGG
Molecule: messenger RNA, 4929 nt
Organism: Nothobranchius furzeri (turquoise killifish)
Lineage: Eukaryota; Metazoa; Chordata; Actinopteri; Cyprinodontiformes; Nothobranchiidae
Product: ras-associated and pleckstrin homology domains-containing protein 1
Biological process (GO): signal transduction
Cellular component (GO): plasma membrane; cytosol
Source: RefSeq, a predicted model, not a curated record